This is a messenger RNA of Capronia epimyces CBS 606.96, 1995 nucleotides long. RefSeq names its product hydroxymethylglutaryl-CoA lyase. The record is from RefSeq and is a predicted model, not a curated record. Gene Ontology annotation, molecular function: hydroxymethylglutaryl-CoA lyase activity. NCBI's taxonomy places the organism in Eukaryota, Fungi, Ascomycota, Eurotiomycetes, Chaetothyriales, Herpotrichiellaceae. The transcript is spliced from 3 exons. Gene Ontology annotation, biological process: ketone body biosynthetic process; L-leucine catabolic process. Bases 1 to 1995 code for a protein of 664 amino acids.
AUGGCUGCCUAUCAUCUGGUCCAACAUCACCACCAGAUGCAUCCCGCCGGUCUACAUCGUGCGUUGGCCUUCAACAGCAACAACACCCUCGCCCUGAAGAGAACUGUGUUGCGGCCAGCAGGGAGUGGGAGCAGGAACAGCCAUCCCAGAGCUCUACGAUGGCAGCAUCAAUGUCAACGCCGCCAGUAUUCCCGGUCCACCUCGUUCAGCGGCGGGCGAGAUGUGCGGAUCCUCGAAGUCGGCCCCCGUGAUGGGCUGCAAAACAUCAAGACGCUGGUGCCGACGCCGACCAAAGUUGAACUCAUCGAGAGGCUGGCCGCCGCGGGCCUGCGUGACAUCGAGGCCACCUCCUUCGUCUCGCCCAAGUGGGUGCCGCAGCUGGCCGACGGGGCGGAGGUGAUGCGGCAGAUCCGGCCACUCACCCACGCCCAGCCAGGCGACGGCGACCGACGAUUCCCCGUGCUGGCGCCCAACCCCAAAGGGCUGGAGAACGCGAUGAAAAGCGACGCAAAGGAAGUGGUCAUCUUCGCCUCAGCGUCGCAAGCAUUCAGCAAGGCAAACCAAAACUGCACGGUGGACGAGGCACUGGCGCAGGCCGAGAGUGUGGCGCGCAAAGCCCUUCCCCAGGGGAUUGCAGUUCGAGGGGUGGUCUCGUGUAUCUUCGCCGACCCGUACUCCGGGCCGACCAAGCCGCAAGAGGUCGAGUACGUGGUCAAGCGGCUGCUCGACAUGGGCUGCUACGAGGUGUCGCUGGGCGACACGCUGGGGGUGGGCACGCCGUACGACACGCAGCUGCUGCUGGAGUAUCUCCUGCGCGACACGCCGGCGCGGCUGCUCGCCGGGCAUUUCCACGACACGUACGGCCAGGCGGUGGCCAACGUGGCACGCGCCUACGACCUGGGCCUACGGACGUUCGACAGCAGCGUGGCCGGGCUCGGCGGCUGUCCGUACGCGGUGGGCGCCAAGGGCAACCUGGCCACCGAGGACAUUGUGUACAUGUUCGACCGGAUGGGCGUCAACACGGGCGUCGACCUGGACAAGCUCGUCGAGACGGGCGACUGGAUCUCGCAGCAGCUGGGACGACCGAACGGCAGCAGGGCGGGAUCGGCGUUGGUGGCUAAAGCAAAGGCAGGGACGAAGGCGCCACCGACGCCAGCAUCAACCAAGCGGACCUGGACUCUCGUACAAGAUUACGGCGACUACAAAGUCGAGCGAGCCGGGCCGGUGGUCCAAGUGACGCUGACGCGGCCGGCGAACGGCAACGCGCUGACGGGGCCGAUGGUCGACGGCCUGACGGCACUGUACCGGUCGCUGGCGCAGGACCGCACGGUCUUCCACAUUGUGCUGGCCGCGGAGGGCCGGUUCUUCUGCACGGGGAUGGACCUCAGCGGCGGCACCGAGACCAGCGACACAUCGGCGGCGGACGGCUACUUUGCGCGGGUGUCGGAGCUGUUCCGCGCCAUCGACGAGAGCCCGCAGACGACGAUUGCCGUGGUCGACGGGCCGUGCUACGCGGGCGGCGUGGGCCUCAGCACCGUGUGCGACGUGCGGCUGGCGUCGUCGCGGGCGCGCUGGACGCUGUCCGAAGUCAAGCUGGGCCUGGCGCCCGCCAUCAUCUCCAAGUUCAUGGUGCGCGAAUGGGGCGUCUCGUUCGCCCGCGAGGCCAUCCUCAGCGGCCGCGAGGUCCACGUCGCCGAACUGCACCGUCUGGGCGCCGUGCAUGGGUUGGCCGACGGGUCUGACGACCUGCAGCGCCUGCUGCACGGCUAUCUGGACCAGCUGCGCAAGGCUGCCCCCGUCGCCGCCUCCUGGUGUAAGGACCUGGUCAAGGUCGCCUGGGCCCUGCCGACCUCGGCCAAGCAGGAGCAGUUGAUCAGCGACAAGUUCGCCGACAUGAUGCUGCCGGGCUCCGAGGGCAGGCAUGGCAUUGCCCAGUUUCAGAAGAAGGUCAAGGUCGUCGAUUGGGUCAGCUUCUGGAACGAGAAUAAGAAAUGA